CCAACACACACUCUCUCCAUGAAAGGCGCACCUAUUGGGGCGCUUUUCAUCUACACGUGUAUAGACAAGUACAUAGGCGUGAAACGGGUACGUGUACCGGUUCGCAAGAUCCAUGCUUCUUCGUCAUACAAAGUAGAGUUAGCCCAGACAAACGCUAAUUUAUGGAGGGGCGGACUUCACUCCGUCACACAUGACCCAAAAACUGAAGAGGCUAUUGUUCAGACUAUCGAGAACUUCCCGAGACAUUGGCUCUACAGCGGA
Messenger RNA from Neurospora tetrasperma FGSC 2508, 261 nucleotides. RefSeq lists its product as uncharacterized. Lineage: Eukaryota; Fungi; Ascomycota; Sordariomycetes; Sordariales; Sordariaceae. The transcript has a single exon. The record is from RefSeq and is a predicted model, not a curated record. The annotation marks the transcript as partial.